This is a messenger RNA of Clarias gariepinus (North African catfish), 1004 nucleotides long. It is a transcript of the gene cfap299, whose product is annotated as cilia and flagella associated protein 299. The transcript is spliced from 6 exons. Bases 1 to 702 code for a protein of 233 amino acids. NCBI's taxonomy places the organism in Eukaryota, Metazoa, Chordata, Actinopteri, Siluriformes, Clariidae. The record is from RefSeq and is a predicted model, not a curated record.
AUGGAGAAGCGCAGCGCUAGGACGGGUCUGGACGGAACUGUUACAGAGUUUCUUACUUACGAUGAGUAUUUAGACUCUAAGAUAACGUCAUUAGACCUUUAUUAUCUCGAGGAUGAGAAGUUGGCUCGCCAGGUGGUGGAGCUGGGCCUCAGGGGUACUGGCGAGGUCUGGAAGAGAGAGGAAUUCGAGAGCAGGAAAGCAGCUGCUCAGGCCUCCAGGCUCUCCAAAAGGAGCGAGCAGAAGACCCUGGCAAGUGCAGGAAAAGAACUCAAAGACAACUUCCUGAGAGCCCUGGCCGAGCGUGAAGAGGCCAACCGCAGUGGGAAAAAUCAUUCCAUAAUUUUCAUAAGGGACCACGGUGCUUGUGGACAGGAAAUAUCUGGGUAUAUAGACUACGCCCACAGACUUAAACGUGAAGACUUUGAACCGUAUUUCAGUGGGGAAAAAAAGCUUUUGCCACGACCAAAUGACUUAAGUUUUUACAACUGGAAAACAAAUGAAGUUGCUGGAUGUGACAGUGAAAACUACCAGGUGAUUGCUAACAACUCAACCGGUGUACUCUUCAAGAAUAAAAAGGACCGAAAUAUUGUGAAUAUUGACCCAGAGGAAUCAUCGUCUGAACACUCUCCCAGAAUGCCCCUUAAGUCUGACAUCUAUCUUCAUGUUGCUAUCUUUGACCAUUAUAUCAAGUGUACAGUCUGACACACUCUGUAAUUACAGGACUGGCUGCUUAGACAUUGUAUAGUGUGUGGUGUGUGGUGCUGAUACUGCUUACUCCAUCUUUCCAAAAAUCCACAUUAUGGAUGGCUGGAGAAACAUUUAGUCAUUGGAUAUUUAGUAGUUAUAUUUUUUUGGCUUUUUCAACUUUUUCUUACUUUAGCCUCUCCCUCCAGGCUAAACACCGUUAGCUUGUUUCAGUUCCUGUAAUAGUGCUGAUUGAGCUAUUGAGUAAAAUUGCUGAUUCUGAUCCUAAACAAAUAUGUAGCAAUAAACAAUUCUCUAGA